Austrofundulus limnaeus is the source of this 466-nucleotide messenger RNA. RefSeq names its product PR domain zinc finger protein 15. The record is from RefSeq and is a predicted model, not a curated record. Lineage: Eukaryota; Metazoa; Chordata; Actinopteri; Cyprinodontiformes; Rivulidae.
GCGUGAAAACCAAACAUGCUCUGAGGCACCACAUGAAGCUUCAUAAAGGCAUCAAAGAAUACGAGUGUAAAGAAUGCAAUCGCAAGUUUGCCCAAAAAGUCAACAUGUUAAAGCACUACAAGAGACAUACAGGUAUAAAUGACUUCAUGUGUGAACUGAGUGGAAAGACUUUCAGUGAACGAACAACUUUAGAGACACACAAACUCAUCCACACAGUAGGUAAGACGUGGACAUGUGCAACGUGCGAUAAGAAGUACCUGACGGAGUACAUGCUGCAGAAACACAUCCACCUGACCCGUGAAAAAGUGGAGGCCCAGUCCUGUCAGCUGUGCGGGACCAAGGUGUCGACACGCGCCUCCAUGAACCGUCACCUGCGACGCAAACACCCGGACGCGGCUCCUGUGAGGAUGGAUGAUUUUGAUGAUCUACAGGAGAAUUUGAUGCUCAAUGACUCGUCUAUCAGCAU